AUGGGCCUUCUUUUAAGUCGAUUGUACGAUGCAUUGUCAUCAUUUUCUAAUGAAACACCAUCUCGUAUUCUAAUGCUGGGUCUUGAUGCAGCUGGGAAAACGACAAUUUUAUACAAGGUAAAACUGAAUGAAACUGUUCAAACAAUUCCAACUAUCGGAUUCAAUGUUGAAACAGUGACGCCUGCACCUGGUAUUACCUUUACAGUAUGGGAUAUAGGUGGACAAGAUAAAAUUCGUCCACUUUAUCGACAUUAUUUCGAUAAAACCGAAGGUCUUAUUUUCGUUGUUGAUUCAUCAGAUCGAGAUCGAUUCUUAGAAGCUCGUGAUGAAUUGUUCGGUAUUGUUAGUGAUGAACAUAUGUCUACAGUACCCGUUGUCAUCAUAGCUAACAAAGCUGAUUUACCAACGGCUGCUAAACCCAGUGAACUUAUAGAAAAACUUAAUCUUCAUUCGCUCUCAAGACGGCGAUGGUUUGUCCAAUCAGCCUGUGCUCUUAAUGGUGAUGGCAUUGUUGAAGCAAUGCAACAAUUAUCAAAAAUGAUAAAAGACAAUAAAAAAAUGAUUUCUAACUAA
Messenger RNA from Rotaria socialis, 573 nucleotides. The record is from the annotation of a GenBank genome assembly. Lineage: Eukaryota; Metazoa; Rotifera; Eurotatoria; Philodinida; Philodinidae.